This is a messenger RNA of Eurytemora carolleeae, 1568 nucleotides long. Its product is annotated as calcium/calmodulin-dependent protein kinase kinase 1. Gene Ontology annotation, biological process: protein phosphorylation; positive regulation of protein kinase activity; intracellular signal transduction. Lineage: Eukaryota; Metazoa; Arthropoda; Copepoda; Calanoida; Temoridae. Gene Ontology annotation, molecular function: calmodulin binding; calcium/calmodulin-dependent protein kinase activity; ATP binding. The record is from RefSeq and is a predicted model, not a curated record. Gene Ontology annotation, cellular component: cytoplasm.
UACUAGCUACAGUUGGAAACUAGAACCAAGUGAGUUGAAUUAGCAUCAACUGUGAUAUAAAGAAUACAAAAAAGUGUCAGUUAAAACAGUUCAAGUUCAAGUUCAGGUUUAAGUCUGUUUACCCCCGGAAGCAGUUUGAACAGGUUGUCUGCCUUCUACAUUUACAGUGCACAACACUGCAGGUUUGAAUGUGAAGAAGAUGGCAGCUACGAAGCAGUGCAGCAGGAAAAUGUCGCCCGUUCCAAUCUCUGGUAUCCCUAGACGGGCUCCGAAGCUAAGCGAGAUAAGAAGACAAAAUACUAUCAACGAGGAGGAAGAUAUAUUGUCCAGUUUGUCCUUAGGACAGAAUAGUCAGCUCAACACGUCCUUAGGACAGGACAUAUUGUCCAGUUUGUCCUUUGGACACGAUAGUAAACUAAACUGUACAACAUCAAACAUAAACAAUGAAGAUAUGAAUAAUGUUGGGAUGGGAGGGAAGGAUGAAACCAACUCAAUACUUUGGGAUUAUUCUGCUGAAAACAUAAAGAAUGCUAUGUGUAGCAGAACAAGUUUUAUCUCAGUAAUAGCUCAAACCAAGGAUUUGUCGCUUUCCGAUGAGAAGAAGAGGAGCCCUACCCAUUCUCCGAUCUAUCCUCCUGCAGGCUCCAAUCCUCCUGCAGGCUCCAAUCCUCCUACAGCUUUCAAUCCUACUCCAACCUUCACUAAUCCUCGUGUAACCUCCAAUCCUCCAGUUUCCUCCGCCAAUAAUCCAACAUCCAACCCUCCACUCUCCAGAACCUUGACACCGCCUCCGAUUCCACCAAGAAUCCAGCCAGGACCUCCUCGUGUUCCUCCAAUAGGUUUACAUGCUUCGGUUGAACCUCUCGUCAAUAAUUCAGGAAGUGUUCCUAUUCCAGCAAAAUGCUCAAGCCAGCUGAGAAAGCUGAUACAAACUCACAGUAUUGUUGAAGAGGACAAGGAUAAUGAUUGUUUGGAUGGAGGUCGACCUAUUUAUCCAAACCUUCCCUACUCACCCUACUCUUCACCCUGCUCCUCACCCAGGAUAAAACGCAAACCGUUGGUUGAGACGAGAACAGUUUCUACAGAACAUAAUGGAGACUUUGUUCAGCUAAACCAGUACAAGCUUCAGGGCGCAUUGACUUAUAUACAAAAUAUUGAUGGUCAGGGUGUAGUAGGCCAGGGGAGCUACGGAAUUGUAAAGCUAGCCUACAACGAAGAGGAUGAUAAGAAUUAUGCAAUGAAGAUUCUGAGUAAGAAGAAGCUGAAAAAGAAAGCUGGUAUAUUUGGAAGAGCUGCUCCUAAUAGAAAAGGCAGCGGUGGCACAAAGAUAAAAACAGCUGAAAAUCCUCUGGAUAAGGUGUAUCGUGAGAUUGCAAUCAUGAAGAAACUAGAUCAUCCUAAUGUUGUAAAGCUGGUGGAGGUUCUGGACGAUCCUGAAGACGAUCAACUGUAUAUGGUAUUUGAGAUGCUGGAGCGAGGUGAAGUGCUUGAAGUUCCAACUGCUGAACCUCUAGGAGAACAAGGAGCAUGGUCUAGCUUUAGAGAUGUUCUUCUUGGUCUAGAAUAUC